AUGCAUCUCUUUCUCAUCCGCCAUGGUGAGACCGAACACAACGUGGCUGGUCUUCUUGCUGGUGUUUCUGAUUCCAGGUUGACAAACCACGGUGUGCUGCAAACUCAGCGACUCGGACGCUACCUCACAUCCCACCGCAACUUGAGAUUCACCCAAAUUUACGCCUCGGAUUUGCAGCGAGCCUUUAUGACCGCCAACGAGCUACAAAGGCAGCAGGCGCUACGGUACCCCGUCGGCCAAGUACCUGUAGUGGUCCAACUCGAACUGCUCAGAGAACAGGACUUUGGGUCUUUAGAGCUCGUGCCGUGGUCGUCGAGGAGGGCGCAAAAUACCUUGAACCCCAGCGUACCUGGUCCCACAGAUCCAUCAUUUCGACCACAGGAAACAGCGGGGGCUAUGUCGGAUAGGGCUGAAGCGUUCCUGGCUGAUUUCAUCCUUCCUCUCUUUGCCGCCGCCACUGAUACUUCAAGUCCUGCCCAGGAAUGUGUGGCCGUUGUGUCUCACGGACUUUUUCUGUCUGUAUUGUGGCAAACGCUUCUGCGCAAAUUCGAUGCUGGUCGCGUGGUCCUCGGCCCAAAUAUCGAGGUUCCAAGCUACAGUCGACCUCUGGAGUAUUUACCAUCAUGGGCUAACACCGGAUUUCUAGAGGUUACCAUUGAUAGUCGAAUAGAUGACAUUGCUGCGGCCAUCUCCGGGCCUGUCAUGAAGGAUCAGGUCCUGUCACCUCUCAGCGGUUUCUCGAUGACGGUUCACAGUGUCAACAACAAAGACCAUCUGCUCGAUCUCAAGCGUGCACGUGGGGGAUUGGGAUCCGUUGCUUAUGAUGCUAAGCAGCGGAGCCUUGAUGGGUUUUUCCAGCGACCGAAGUAA
Cladophialophora carrionii CBS 160.54 is the source of this 870-nucleotide messenger RNA. RefSeq lists its product as uncharacterized. Bases 1 to 870 code for a protein of 289 amino acids. Gene Ontology annotation, molecular function: fructose-2,6-bisphosphate 2-phosphatase activity. Gene Ontology annotation, cellular component: cytosol. NCBI's taxonomy places the organism in Eukaryota, Fungi, Ascomycota, Eurotiomycetes, Chaetothyriales, Herpotrichiellaceae. The record is from RefSeq and is a predicted model, not a curated record. The transcript has a single exon. Gene Ontology annotation, biological process: fructose 2,6-bisphosphate metabolic process; negative regulation of programmed cell death; positive regulation of DNA repair.